Molecule: messenger RNA, 793 nt
Organism: Rosa chinensis
Lineage: Eukaryota; Viridiplantae; Streptophyta; Magnoliopsida; Rosales; Rosaceae
Exons: 3
Coding region: 332-793 (153 amino acids)
Source: RefSeq, a predicted model, not a curated record
GGAUUUUAUUUUCAAACUUUGAUAAAAUUGUUUGCAUUUUUCUAACAUUAGAUUUGCAUAAGUUAGAAAAACUUGAUAAUUGAUGGAGAAUGAGUAAGGAAUUUUGCAUAAAUUGAUUGCUACCUGACAUGUGAAUAUAGAAGAACCUAAUCUGUUUUUUUUUUUUUAGAUUCUGUGCAGCCAAAACUCUGAGGCACUUGACUUUCAUUCUUCUGCCAUGGCUUCAACAAGAAGAAGCAUGUACGUAGAGCAGUAAACCCAGUUUUUACAGGCCUGGGAAUAUUGAGCUUGUACAUAUGCUUACAGCUUGCUGCCUUUGAGAUCUACUUCCAUGUCCGCAACAUCUGCUAGCUCCUCUAACCCAUCUGCUUCCAGUGACGAACCAUCCGCUAGCAAUGACAUUGUGCUUGUAAGCAACAACCCCGCGGCAGAACAAGUAGCAGUUGCUCCAAAACCGACCAAAGCAACCAAAGCAACCAGAGCUUCUACUGCUCGGAGCUCUGUUGACAAGAGAAAAAGAGGAGAGAAGAAGAAAGGCAAGCAGAGGUCGGACGUAUGGGAUCACUUCACGAAGGAGGAUCAUCCUUUAAUUGAGACUAUCGAUGGAGUGGAGAAAGUGGUUGGCCAUACUAAGAGAGCUCAAUACCAUGAAAAAGAGGAUAGAGAGAAAGCUGAGAAGGCCAAGAACGUUAUUGCUGCUGCAUCUGCAUCUGCCCCAAGUGGCAAAACAACUAAGAGUUCUGAGGCUUCAGCUUCUGCCCCUACAACCAAGAAGAAAAGGCAUAAAAAAUGA